Molecule: messenger RNA, 768 nt
Organism: Adineta ricciae
Lineage: Eukaryota; Metazoa; Rotifera; Eurotatoria; Adinetida; Adinetidae
Source: the annotation of a GenBank genome assembly
AUGAUAUCAAUAACAACUUCCUUCAAUAUUCAAACAUUUUUGGGUGAUAUCUAUGGAGAAAAUUUCAAUUCACCAACAUGCAUCUUAAAGGGACAUGUAUUUUAUGCAUUUAUUAACGCUUUAUACUAUAGUUUUGUAAAUCAAGCAUUUUAUCGUUAUUGUCGAAUAUUAUAUCCAAUGAAUCGUUGGUUUCAACUAUUAAGAGUAUAUCUAAUAAUAUUUUUCGUUGAAUUACUUUUAAUAAAUAUUAUUCUUUCUGUUCAAACUUAUAUUUGGUAUGAUAUUAUUUAUUUAAACAAUGAAUAUUAUUGUCUUUUGGAUUACAAACGUAUUCGUAGUGUAAUUUGGGUAGUUUUUAAUAUUUAUGCAAUACCUUUAUCUCUAAUAAUAGUUAUCUAUUUCCGAGUUGGAAGAUUUCUUCGUCGACAACAGACCAAUCACACAUUGAUGAUAAAACAACGUCAACAACGAGAUUUUAUUAUUCUUCGACGUAUUAUAAUUAUAAUCGGUAUAUUAAUUAUUCUCGGAGUUCCAACUAUUGUUCUUAUUUUCGUGUUUUUUAUAACAGGUGAAAUGCAUCCAUUAUUUCAUCGUGUGAUGUGGUUUGCUGUGAAUUUAUCGGCGAUGACAUUGAGCAUAUCAUUGGCGAUUGUUACACCACAAUUGAAAAAUAUGAUAUGGAAAAAAUUUCAACAAACUCAAAUAAUACCACUGCCUAAUGCAAUUACAAAUGAAAAGCAAAUGAGACAUAAUACAAUCGAUACAUAA